Siniperca chuatsi (mandarin fish) is the source of this 3404-nucleotide messenger RNA. Its product is annotated as transmembrane protein 65-like. Lineage: Eukaryota; Metazoa; Chordata; Actinopteri; Centrarchiformes; Sinipercidae. The coding region runs from base 284 to 1045 and encodes 253 amino acids. Gene Ontology annotation, biological process: cardiac ventricle development; regulation of cardiac conduction. The record is from RefSeq and is a predicted model, not a curated record. The transcript has 8 exons. Gene Ontology annotation, cellular component: mitochondrion.
GGGGCUGCUGGUUCCCUCCCAUCCGCUUCCACCAUCCUGUCAUCCAGAGGUUACGCCAGCCGGGAUUACGCUCGCAAAAAUGUGAUUUUGUACAAAUAGCACAGCCAGUUAGGUGUUUGAGGUAGUGUGCCGACAUCUACUGAAUCUCAAAGCUGGUAAAUAAGAAUCGUGUGCGCCUGAGCAGCUUCUGUAUUUUCAAGGUUUCUUCUGGAGGUUGUUGUUGGACGGGACAGCGGAGCAUCGACUGAGGUUCCCGGCGCAUUGCUCUACCCCCAUCCCAGAGAUGCUGCCCUGCCUGCGGAGAGUCCUGCGGCCCGCCCUCUCUCUGAGAGCCGGGACUGGGUUGGCCACAGGCGGACUCAGCAACCACCAAACACCCGCCGUAGCAUCCCCGGCACGGUUCGCCUCAGAGCCCCCCCUCUCCAUGCUGGUGCAGCGGUGUAACCUGGGCACACACCCGGAGCCCGUGGAGCCCCUCAACUCGCCCCAAGGAGCCAAAGAGUUUAUUUAUAGCCUCCAUCCGUCUGAGCGCACCUGUCUGCUGCGAGAACUGCACAAGUUCGAGUCCAUAGCUAUAGCUCAAGGGCAGCUGAAAGUUGCACCACCUACUGCAGCACAGUUAAGAUAUGUUCUGCUGCACAAUGCACUUCCUUUCGUUGGAUUUGGAUUCCUGGACAACUGCAUCAUGAUUGUCGCUGGCACACAGAUUGAGUUAUCCAUCGGCGUGAUCCUCGGCAUUUCAACUAUGGCUGCUGCUGCCCUUGGCAACUUGGUGUCUGAUCUGGCAGGACUAGGGCUGGCAGGUUAUGUGGAGGCCUUGGCAUCUCGGCUGGGAAUGCAGAUUCCUGACUUAAGCCCAAAACAGGCUGACAUGUGGCAGACCAGAGUCAGCUGUCACUCGGGUAAAGCCAUUGGUGUUGGCAUCGGCUGUAUCCUCGGCAUGUUUCCUCUUCUGUUCUUCAAGGACGAUGACGAGAAGAAAAAGGGCCAGGCGAAGGAGAAAACACAAGCACCACCUGCUCCAACAGAGAGCAGCAAAAACUGAAACUGUCAACUCGCUGGAGGCAAAUACUAUUUGGAAUCCAUUAGAAUACUUUAAACUGGGGCUGAUUGGCUGUGUCUGGUGGACUGGAGUGUAUGGAAAUGUCAUUGAACCCCAUACAGUCUAAUCACUGGGUACUUUACUUUGCAAGGCCCAGUCAAAGUAUCAAAGGUAUUCUGAAGAGGAUUUUAGAUAUUAUUUGAUUGUAGACUUUGAACUCAAGCACAGGGACCUGACCGUCUCUUGAAGAGACAAGAGGCGGUUGAUUCUUUGGACUGCUGCUAUUCCAGCUAUUGCACCGUAACCUCACCUUGUUUUGACUGACCGACACGGGCUGAAACUCAUCUAUCUAAAACACAGUACAGUGACCUCUCCUCUCCUCCAAGUCUGUUGAAAAUAUAAACCUCUGAAUCUAGUUGGUUAGAUGACAAGUAAAAGUAAAGGCUUAAAGUAUCACAAAACUUUGGAACCAAUGCAAGAGAAAAAAGCACUUUCAGAGCUCAUUCAGACAAAAGUAUCUUACAAGGCAUUCUGACGUUGACGGUUUCUUUGUAUAUUUUCAGAAAUUUGAAUAACAAAUAGAGGAAGACUGAAUGAGGAGGCACGCCAAUGGCUUGAUUCAGCAGUGUUAAAAACCAUGCUUUGAAGACCUUUCUGUGUUUUCUAAUCAGUUUCUGAGGAUGAUGAGUUAAAGAAAGGGGGUCACUUUUGCAUAUAAAGAUGCACCUUUCCACAUCAAGUACAAUAUUCUUAAGUUUUACAAGCAUGUCUGCCUUUUCUCAUGACGUCAUAGUCUUAAAAAGUCCUGCCAACCUGCCUCAUUCACACUCCAUGACAACCAGUCCGCUUCUUUUAGUGAGAAUGCAGGCAGUUAAAUAUGUAACACCUGCUAGCUCCUUCUUUAGAUUUGUAGGUUCUUUGUUGGUGAUUAACUUUAUAUGAUGUGCUUGUAUGCUUUGUGAUAAUCACCCAAAGCAGUAACAUGCACAACAUAUACUAUAUGUAACCAGUUAGGUGCAAUUCAACAGAAUCUAACCUUUUUAAAGAAGAGUUUACUUUCCUCAGAAGAGUUGAGCAGGAAGGAGAGAAAUACAGAGAGGCUGUGGCAGAAAGAUAAGAAAUACCAACACUAAACCAAAUGAGACCCCUGUCCCAUUUGCACCGGUCCUCUGGCUCCACCAUAUAAUUAAUGUCAUCUCUGCAUCAACCAGCUGCAGCUGAACUACAACACACAUCUUCCAUGCAUAGUGAGACCACACCAGGCCUCUAGUCCAGUUUUUAUUAUGGAGCCAAGUAAGGACAGCCUGGAAAUACUCACAACUACAGCCCAGUAGAUAGUUCCAAUUUGACUUAACACUAAAUGAGAAGAUUGUUACCCUGUUUCCAUUCUGUGAAAAAGCUGCUUUUUAAUACUAACACACAACUACAUUAUUUUCCUGUAGCUAUAUUGUCUCUGCUCUAGUGCCCUCUGCUGGAUGAAAUUCAGAAAAAGUUUUCAGUUAGUUCAGUUUACACCUCAUACUGUCACACACUUAUGUUAUAAAUCAUCUCCAAUUUGCUUUCCCUGUUGAGUAUUAGUAUAACCCCACAAUGCCUAGCUGCUAAAUUUCUCUGGCUAUAAUUUAUUACUAUGAUUAUGAUUAAUCUGCAGCAUCUGCCAGCCACAAAACAUGAAGGCAAAAAGGAUAUAUUUGGGAUGACACUACCAUCCAUCCAGGUCUUAAUUCAGCUGUCACUGAGUUCCUAAUUUAUCUUUUAAUGAGUUGAUACACCUGCCUGGUACAGGUUGCUCAUCUCAUCAGCAGAACUGAAGACUGGUGUUUAUUGUAUUAAACCUGUUUAGAAGUUGAAAUGAAGGAAGCAGCCAUUGAAUGGUCACUGAAUGGAAUUUCUUUGCAGAAAAUAUAUUUAUUUUUGUUAUAAUAUUCAGACCUGUAUUCAUGUAUGUUCCCAUGUAUAUUCUCUUUAUCUCAAAGGACAAUGUUAAGAACAGAAAAUAUUUGUCAGCAGAAAAACACCUUUGUGAGUAUAUUUUCAGCAGCAUUCUUCAGGAAGGACGUUGCAACCGAUCGCUCUAUGUUACAGUCCAUAAGUACUCUUACUAAACAUGCUCUAAAAACUUGACAUGCUCUGAAGACUUACCCUGUAAAAGAUUGUUCUAAUUAUUUAUUAUGUGGGGAACAGUGAUUCUAAACAGUGAAUUAAAUGAAGAAAAUGUACAAAGAAUUGAACAUAUUGAUGUAGUUAGGAUUUUUGAUCUGAUUGCUUGAUUUCCACCUUGCAUGCACUGCUAAUAAAAAAAAACUACUGUACAUGUUUACUUUGUAAGAAUAAUAAAAAACUUGAGUAUGUUCUAAAAUGA